Messenger RNA from Folsomia candida, 2054 nucleotides. Its product is annotated as histone-lysine N-methyltransferase PR-Set7. The record is from RefSeq and is a predicted model, not a curated record. Gene Ontology annotation, molecular function: protein binding; histone H4K20 methyltransferase activity. The transcript is spliced from 5 exons. NCBI's taxonomy places the organism in Eukaryota, Metazoa, Arthropoda, Collembola, Entomobryomorpha, Isotomidae. The coding region runs from base 468 to 1154 and encodes 228 amino acids.
AAUGCGAGUGAAUCUGCAGCAGGAGCAUCGAGGAAGGACUGCGAACAUAGAAAUAAAUCCUCCUCGUCGUUCCUGUGCUUCUUCUUCACGGAGAGGACGGAGAGGCAAAAUAUUUGUUUACACUCAUUGUCUCUCUCAUUACUCGCAACGGCUCAACCCAACCAACGGUCCAGUCCUCCAGUCCUCUCACCGUCACCAUCACCACCAUCACCACCAUCAUUCAUCACCACACCACUAGUAGUAUUUAACUCUAAUUAGGAAAUUAAAUUUAUUCGCAAUUCCACCCUCACCACGAACAAGUAGAAGGACAGGGGGUGGUGGUGGUGGUUACUGCUGUACUGCUGCUACUACUACUGCUGCUGCUGCUGCUGCUCGGACCGAGUGGGUGUGGAGGAGGAGGAGAAAUCUAAAAUUUUUAUACAUUUUUAACUAACGGCGACGCAUCUCCGUCAAGAGAAGACUUCUUCAUGCCUAGCUUUUUAGGUGUACCCGUCACGUGCUCCGUGAAGUGUUCAAUGUUUUUAAGUGCCAAUAAUCAUGCCGCAAAGCCUCUUCUCACAUCAUCUCAGGAAAAUAAGACGAAUAGUAUACUAGAUGACGACAAGAACAAAAAUCACAAAAAAGGGAAGAAAAUCACAGACUACUUUCCUCCAAGGAGGACGAGUAAUCGAAAAACGCAAGAAACUAUUCGCGAAGAGAAACAACAACUCCUUGUCAAGUUGGUUUUAGACGAGACUGAAGAUGGUUUACAAGCUAAACGAUUUCCCGGCAAGGGCAGGGGGGUCGUUGCCACGAAGCGUUUCCAGAAGAACGAGUUCAUUGUCGAGUAUGCUGGAACACUCAUGAUGGCAGCUGAAGCCAGAGCGAAAGAUGCUAAAUAUGCUCGAGACGGAUUCACCGGUUGCUACAUGUAUUACUUCUCCCACAACAACCAACAGUAUUGUGUGGACGCGACCGAGGAAUCUGGUCGUAUGGGACGACUGAUAAAUCACAGCCGUAAUGGAAACCUUAUCACUAAAGUAGUGGAAGUAAAGGGGAGUCCCAGACUGAUAUUCGUCGCUAAACGGGAUAUCGACGCAAACGAAGAGCUAAAUUAUGACUAUGGCGAUCGCAGCCGAGAAUCCCUCCGUCACCAUCCGUGGCUAGCGUACUGAUAAAUAAAUAACAAUAGUAAUAUUAAAAUAAUAACAAAGUUUUCUUUUUGUGUUUCGCUGGUGUGCAUGCAUGCUAGAAGAGGAGUGUGUGGAGGAAGAGGUUUGCUUGAUGGCGACCAGUAUUCGAACAAUAUUAUGAUGAUUAUUAUUAUGAUUAUUGCAAGAAGAAGAGCUCAUCAUUCAUUGUUGUUGUUGUUGUUAUUAUUGUACUACGAUGACGACGGCUACUACUAUUACUACUUUACAUACGGCACCUUCAUAGAAUCUCAAACUUUCAAACCUUAUUUAUUACCUAUUUAAUUAUUAAUUAAUUGAUCAUUAUUACUAUUAGUGCUAUUAUUAGUAUUGCUGUUAAUUAUACCCUCAACAACAGUUUUUAUUAACGUGGUGCGAGCAGCAUGUCCUCCUCCGCGUGCAGAUUUUAGACUUAACUAUUUAUAUACCAUGACCUUAAAGAAAGUGAUUUGUGCUGGUAAUUGUGUUCAUUAUAUUGCAUAAGGGUAAGAAUAAUAACUUGAGGCGACGAUGAUGAAGUGUACUGAUUGAUACUACUACUACUACUACCACUACUGCUGAUAAUGAUGAUAGAAUAAUUUAUGUCAAUUCAAACCACAAGUGGCCUAUGUAGGUCAUGCAUGACGUCGUGGCGUCAGUUAAUAAUACGAUAAUAAUAAUGAUAUAGAAUAAAUCAAAGCAUCUCAUUCGUAUUUGUAAAAAAUUAAAAUAUCUUGUCCAAUUCCGACCAUUUUUGUAGUCAGGUUCAAUUGAUGUAUUAAGAAUAAGGAAGCAAAAGAGUUGUAGGGACGACAAAGAGUAAAACAAAAUAAUAUGCUCUUCUUUAUACACAAUACAACACAUGAUGUAAUAAUAAAAUAAAAGCACCAAAAGAUAUUAUACAUA